AUGAGACAAAUAAAUUUAUUGAAAACAAAAAUAAGUAGCAAUGUUGAGAACAGUCAAGGGAGCAGGAAUAUUUUUUUACCUGAGGGUUCUCAGAAGAUCAUGAGACAAGGAAGAUCUGAGGAUAAAAAUAAAGAUAUGAGAGGUAGGUACUUAGUUAAAGAAAAGGUGGAAGAAGCGGAAAGUAAUUUUGAAAGUUCAACUGUUCAAGUCAUAGCCAAAAGCUUUAGGCAUCAUGCAAUCAUUUUUUGUUGUUCGAACGAUAAACAGACAAGAAAGUCAGUCAGCAACGAGAUGUGA
This is a messenger RNA of Clunio marinus, 297 nucleotides long. The record is from the annotation of a GenBank genome assembly. NCBI's taxonomy places the organism in Eukaryota, Metazoa, Arthropoda, Insecta, Diptera, Chironomidae.